Molecule: messenger RNA, 1892 nt
Organism: Malania oleifera
Lineage: Eukaryota; Viridiplantae; Streptophyta; Magnoliopsida; Santalales; Ximeniaceae
Product: low-temperature-induced cysteine proteinase-like
Exons: 5
Coding region: 77-1612 (511 amino acids)
Cellular component (GO): lysosome
Molecular function (GO): cysteine-type endopeptidase activity
Source: RefSeq, a predicted model, not a curated record
GUGGUAGUAGUUCAUUGUAUGCCACUCAUAUAUAUAUUAAAAGGAAAGCUAGAGGAUGAGCUAAGCGGCAGCUGCUAUGGGUUCCCCGAUAACACAGCUAGCUGCUGUUAUUCUUUUCUUCAUUUGGGGUUGGCUGGCAUGUGUCUCCCGGGGCCAGCCGGGGGAUGACAAGUACUUCUCCAUCAUCACCCGGCACGGCCCGGGGGAGACGUUUGCGUCGGAAGAGAAGGUUGCAGAGCUCUUCAGACGGUGGAAGGAGAAGCACGGGAAGGUGUAUAGGAGCGCGGAGGAGGCGGAGAGGAGGUUCGAGAGUUUCAGGAGGAACCUGAGGUACGUGGUGGAGAGGAGUGGUGGAGAGGGGGGGAGGGCGCAUUCCGUGGGACUGAACAGGUUUGCGGAUUUGAGCAAUGAAGAGUUCAGGAAGACGUAUCUGUCUAAGGUGAGGAAGCCUGUGGGUAAAGAGUGGAAGACUGAGAGGAGGAGCAUGCAGGGGAAGAAGGUGGAGUCUUGUGAUGCGCCUUUCUCGCUGGAUUGGAGGAAGAAGGGGGUGGUCACUGAUGUCAAGGACCAAGGGGACUGUGGAAGUUGCUGGGCAUUCUCUUCCACGGGAGCCUUGGAAGGCAUAAACGCCAUUGUCAAUGGAGUGCUUAUCAGCCUCUCGGAGCAAGAACUCAUGGACUGUGACACCACCAACGAGGGCUGCGAAGGAGGCUAUAUGGACUAUGCUUUCGAAUGGGUCAUCAAAAAUGGUGGCAUCGACUCAGAAGCUGAUUACCCCUACCUCUUCUACGAUAGCACCUGCAACACCACCAAGGAAGCAAAGACGGUUGUAACCAUCGAUGGCUAUGAAGAUGUCACGGCUUCAGACAGUGCCCUCUUGUGCGCUGUUGUCAGCCAGCCCAUAAGCGUCGGCAUGGAUGGCUCUGCCAUAGAUUUUCAAUUGUAUACAGGGGGGAUCUACGACGGCUCGUGCUCUGAUGAUCCAGACGACAUUGAUCACGCGGUCCUGAUCGUGGGCUACGGCUCUGAAAAUGGUGAAGAAUAUUGGAUUAUAAAGAACUCAUGGGGAAAAGCUUGGGGGAUUGCAGGAUAUGCAUAUAUAAAGAGGAAUACUGAUUUACCCUUUGGUGUUUGUGCAAUCAAUGCAAUGGCUUCUUACCCAGUCAAAGAGUCUUCUUCUCCAUCCCCAUUUCCCUCCCCGGCUGUUCCGCCGCCCCCGCCGCCUCCGCCUCCGCCGCCGCCACCACCCCCGCCACCGCCUCCCCCGCCGAGCCCCCCUAUUCAGUGUGGUGAUUUCUCCUAUUGCCUGGCUACAGAGACAUGCUGUUGCAUACUUGAUUUCUACAACCUGUGCCUGCUCUAUGGUUGCUGUGAGUAUGAGGAUGCUGUUUGCUGCACCGGAACUGACUAUUGCUGCCCUCAUGAUUAUCCCAUUUGCGACGUGGAAGAGGGGCUCUGUUUCCAGAGUUCUGGAGAUAUUGUUGGAGUGGCUGCAAAAAAGAGAAAGGUCGCUAAGCACAAGCUACCGUGGAGCAGAAUUGAAGAAACAGAGAAGGCUUACGGGUCUCCUCUGCAGUGGAAGAGGAACCGGUUUGCUGCUGCAAUGAUGUGAUAUUGUCCCUUUGGUUAUUUUCAAGUGCUUUAGGCUAGACAUUCUGUCACUCUGUUUCCGCUCUAGUUAUAAAUAAGCAAUAUCCAGAACAGAGGAAAAGGGGAGCGCGCGAUUUUACAAGAGAAAAGUAUUGGAGAUUGUAUUAUUUUUUUUUUUUCUCAUUUUUAUUUUAUUUUAUUAAAGCUUGUAGCAUGAGGCUCAAACUACCUUCAACUUCAAUGUUGUCAUUUGGGCCCCCUGGGUGUUUACCUUAAUUAAGCAUCUAAAGAAUCUUUCUAGU